Messenger RNA from Corylus avellana, 978 nucleotides. Its product is annotated as prefoldin subunit 1. Gene Ontology annotation, cellular component: prefoldin complex; cytoplasm. Lineage: Eukaryota; Viridiplantae; Streptophyta; Magnoliopsida; Fagales; Betulaceae. Gene Ontology annotation, molecular function: protein folding chaperone. Gene Ontology annotation, biological process: protein folding. The record is from RefSeq and is a predicted model, not a curated record.
UUCGUCUUCUUCAUUCCAGUUCGUCACUUCCAGCUCAAAACCUUCUCCUCUCCGGCUCACAGCUCGUCAAUGAUGGUUUUAAAAAUUAGGGGUUUUACGAAAUAAGUUUCUUAGGGUUUGUUUGUUUGCAUUAUGAUUAUAUUUAGUUGGGCUUAAACCAUUCAAAACCCAAACCGAUCAGUUCAGUAAAGAUCCGAACCGAUAUUACAAAUCCAUAUCCAGUAUCUGAUCCAUACCAUCUAACUAUGAACCUUAGUAUUCACUACCGAUUCAUUUACCAACUCGGAGGUAUCCGUUUUAAUCUUCUGCAAUGGCCGACGAAGCGAACAGAGCUGCUUUUCGAGAGAUUCAAGGUCGCAUGAUUGAGAUCACUGGAAAACUGAAGCAGGUACAGAAUCAGAUGCGAAACAAGGAGGGAGAAAAAAAGCGUGCUUUUCUAACCUUGGAGGAGCUGCGACAAUUGUCUGAUGAUACAAAUACCUACAAAUCUAUAGGGAGAACGUUUGUGUUAGAACCCAAGUCAGUUUUAAUGAAUGAACAGGAACAAAAGCUGAAGGAUAGCGAAACUGCAAUUGCCUCAUUACAGACAUCAAAGGAAUAUUUAGAAAAGCAGAUGGUGGAGGUGGAGAACAACCUUAAGGAGCUCUUGGAGCAAGAUCCGGGUCUUGCUCGGCAGAUAAUGUCCAUGACUGUAAUGUAAAUCAUACAUUUCUGAGAAUUUUCUUCUGUGCGCUUUAUUUUCCUUUUGGAAAGGGAAAAAACGUGAUAAUGAUAGUUUGCAAUGUUUGUUGAGAAAAGUCUGGUAUUCAAAUCUGGUGAGAUGUUAUGAAUUAUGAAGCUACUCUUGCAAGACCUUGUUUUUUAUGGCUAUCUUCUUAUCCUCCCACAAGUCUUUAUUGAAUCGUCAAAUAGAUUUCAAGUGAUAUGGUGUAUAUGGAAACCUCUUCCUUUCAAGGGAAUUGGAGAUGAUUCAUUUUA